CACAAUUAAGUAAAAGAUCAUCAAAUCUGUUUUACAAAUAUUGAGUAUCUUAAACGAAUGCUAUAUAAAGGAUACGCAAGAUUAAGUCGAAUACUGGUAAUUAUUAGCAUUAUUAGUAUGGUAAUGAAUUUCCUGUAUAGUUCAAGUGCAUGUCACAUAGUACCAUUGAAGUGCAUCAGUCAACGUAGAUCAAUUUAGCAACUGCUAGUUGACGAGAGCGGCAAUGUUUCCCCUUCUCUACACAGUGGUUGUCAGCCUGUGCGGUACGGCAAUUUUCGUUUCCAUAUUUGCUGCAAGACAGAGGAAGCACAAGCGUGAAGCGUUUAAGAAGCAAGAAAAGAACGAAUUUGCCAGCAACGGAACGAAAUGGAACGACAGUCAGCAGGAAUAUUACGUGGAGAAAUUUUACGAGACAGGCUUGACCGGCACGCACGAAUACCAUGGAGGCUACCUGAAUUUUGGCUACUGGAAAGAUGCAAACGACAAUUACGUUACAGCAAGCGAACAACUGCUGUCCCAAGUCGCAGAUCCAGUUCAACUUAAUGAGAACAGUCGCUUGUUAGACGUUGCCAAUGGCAUGGGGGCACAGGAUAUAUUUUACUUCAAUAAAUACAAACCGAAGCACAUCGAUAUGAUUGACGUGACACUAAGUCAUCAUUUAAUUUGCAAGAAACGUGUAGAGGACGAAAGCCUAACAGAACGCCUCACAGCUCACUAUGGUAGUGCUACCGAUCUACCUUUCUCAGAUAACUCGUUUACUCAUGUAUUUUCUAUAGAGGGUGGUGUCCACUACAGGACGCGACGCGACUUCUUAAAGGAAGCUUACCGGGUGCUCGAGCCAAACGGUUGGUUGUCUUUAGCUGAUUAUGCAAAUCCCAGGUUACCUAAGAAUUGGAUUGAGUCCAAGUUGUCUGACCUUUGCGCCUACUUGUGGAACAUGCCCAAAGAAAAUAUUUGUUCCUGUGAAGAGCUGAAAAAGUACAUGGAAGAAGCUGGUCUUGUCGAUGUUGUUGUGAAAGAUGUGGGAGAGUUCUGUAUUCCCGGCUACUGUGAUGAGUCAUUGCGUCCUGAAAUGCUUGCUGAGCUGAGAAAGGUUCGAGGUUGGUUUGCCACAUAUGUAAGUGGGCGUAUCAUUGAUGAGUUAAUCCGCUAUGUUUACAACCACGACAUGUUGACCGAAGUCAUUGCAUACGGUAGAAAACCUCAUAAUAACAAUAUUUCUUAGAAUGGAUAGUUUUAGAAAUAAUUUUUGAACAUUGAAAUAUAGAUUGGAGUGUAGUAAUGUACUUAAAAUAUGGGUUGCUUGUACAUUUACACUUGUAAUUGAGUUCAUCGGAUUUUUCAAAAAGUUUAAUUUUUAUGGCAUAGGAAUGCAUUUGUGACGUAGGUAAAAAAUGACCUCACGAAGCGAUACGGUCAUAUCCAGCUGGGGCCGAUUGUAUAAAAAAGUGAUUAAAGUUAACUAUAGUUAGUGGAAACGUCAUCCAAUAAAAAGCGCGUAUUUGAGAGUUAAUCACUAUUUAACUACAAAAUAGUGAUUAAAAAAGUGAUUAAGAGUUUUAUACAACGGCUCCUGGUUAUUUCAGCAGCGAACGAAAAAGAGUUAACUACUUUUUAACUGCAGUUAGCGCUAACUACGUUUUUAUACAACCGGCCCCUGCUCUAUUAAUUAACUCGACCUGCAAAGGGACUUUAGAUAGUCUAAUACAGUAACAGGAAUAUAUCGUUUGUCUCUCUAUUUAAUUAUUUAAAACUAGGUUUUACUAGGUGGAAGUUCUAAUUUGUGGGAAAUUUGGGAGUUAACCAAAAUUACGUUUGAUGUUUAGUUUGAAUUAACUGGGUUGCUACUUGACAUUCCAUAACAUAUUAAUUGUUGAUAUUAUUAUUGAAUAAUUUUUGGAAAUGAUCAGAUGAAUAUCUUGAAUAAAAAACGUACUAUUAAUUAACAAGAA
Paramuricea clavata is the source of this 1952-nucleotide messenger RNA. NCBI's taxonomy places the organism in Eukaryota, Metazoa, Cnidaria, Anthozoa, Malacalcyonacea, Plexauridae. The record is from the annotation of a GenBank genome assembly.